AUGUCAAAGCCUCUAUAUGAGUUUGGUCCCAACACUAACAUCAUCACAGGUCCUCAUACCCCUAACUCUAUCAUCAUCAUUCAAUGGAACAAUGUGGAAUUCUCGGAUGAAAUCCUAAAGCAGUUUGCGAACUCAGGAAUCGAAGAUUUUGUCAACUAUGUCAAGAGCGGUCCUCUUCAAUAUGCAUUUUGUGACUUCCCUGAUCCAUUCUGCCAUAAACAACUAAUGAAUGUUCCUUAUCCUUGUUGGCUUCGUUUGAUCUUGUCUAGAGAAGUAGGCUCUGUUGAAAGUCAUGGAAUUAUCAUUCAAAUACCUGCACUUUCCUCAAAGAUCAUCAAUGUUGCUCCAUCUGAAAGGGACAUGCCUAUUACUACAAGGAUGUAA
This is a messenger RNA of Lactuca saligna, 384 nucleotides long. The record is from the annotation of a GenBank genome assembly. Lineage: Eukaryota; Viridiplantae; Streptophyta; Magnoliopsida; Asterales; Asteraceae.